AAGAUCCUGGCAAAUGAGCUCAGCCAGAGCCUGGGAGCCAGUUCGGAGGACGAGCGCCUGCCCUCCCUAGCCGGGUGCGUCUGGUACAUUACCGCAGGACACGGACGGCAAAGAGUCGUGAUGGGAAGAAGCAUGGCUACGUCAAACGUUUUGAUUUUUUCCUGAUCUCUCUCUCUCUCUGUUCCAUCAAUAAUUCACCUUAGGGCUUCCCCCUCUCUUCUCCUCCUGGAUGCGGAGGGGGGGCUGGACGGCAAAGGACGGGGCGCUGGGAAGCGCCGGUUUCGCCUGGGAAGUGUGUUGGGAGGGUGUUUUCCAAGCUCCCCCGAAAGGACCCCCGGCAACAGAGGAGAAGAACCAAGGGGGAGAGCGGACUUUUUCUUGGAACUGCUGGAAGCGCGCAGGGGAAGCGGAUGCGCUGGUAGCGGUGUGUGUGUGAGAUAGUGUGUGGUUUCUUUUUUUUUUGUACAAAAAAAAGGAGAAGAUCCCCCCCCCCCCCUCGUCUCCCCGCUGCUGCCACGGCUGCUCUCGCUGGCUUUGUGGUGUUGUGCAAGUGUGGAAGGGAAGAGGCGUUGUUGGGGCGCGCUCCGAGCCAGGCUUCGCUGUCCGCCCCUCGGUGCUGAACAUGGGCGCUUCAAGCAGGGCGCUGUCCAUGGUGCCGACCGUCCUCUUGGCUUUGGCUCUGCCCGCUUUCCCCGUCCGGGCGCAGAACGACACGGAGCCCAUCGUGCUGGAAGGGAAAUGUUUGGUCGUUUGCGACUCCAACCCGGCCACUGAUGCCAAAGGCUCGUCGUCGUCUCCUCUGGGGAUCUCCGUGCGGGCGGCUAAUUCUAAGGUCGCGUUCUCGGCUGUCAGGAGUACCAACCACGAACCUUCCGAGAUGAGCAACAAGACCCGGAUCAUCUACUUCGAUCAGAUCCUAGUAAAUGUGGGGAAUUUCUUUACGUUGGAGUCUGUCUUCGUAGCACCAAGAAAAGGAAUUUACAGUUUUAAUUUUCAUGUAAUUAAAGUCUAUCAGAGCCAAACAAUCCAGGUGAACUUGAUGCUAAAUGGGAAACCAGUCAUUUCUGCAUUUGCUGGGGACAAAGAUGUCACGCGUGAAGCUGCGACAAACGGAGUUCUACUGUAUCUAGACAAGGAAGAUAAGGUUUACCUGAAACUGGAGAAAGGUGUGGAUCGCUCAUUGCUUCUGUUCUUUGAAGAUCAUCUCCUCAUCUUUGGGAUUGAUGUUUUCUUUCUCGUUUUCUCAUGGGUGAAUAUGGAUUCAAUUUACGGCAUUUGGCCUCUCGGAACUGCUCUGAGGUUUCACUGAAAAUUUUACGUGUUUGAAUACGGUGCAUUUGGAUCAAGACUGGAAGCAGACAAUAAAUAUCUAUGCUUAAUGUUACAGAAUACAGCAGCCCGCAAGAUUUAUUCCGAGCCCCUUUCCUGGUCCUACUGGAUUUGUGGGGGAAGUGGAUAAUUAUGGUGUUCUUUCUCCCCACCCCCAUUAUAUUUUUUAAAAGACUGGCAACCAGGUCUAUGAUUUCGGAAUCUUUGAGUUCAGUCUUCAAUCAAGAUUAAUACAUAACUGCCAAAGAACUGUUCAUUGAUAUACGAGUUAUGCCUUUGUUCCUCUUGCGCUCUAAAAAAAAAAUUAACAUAAAUCCAUUCCGUUCAGUUGGGAAAAAGAAUAGAUAAUGGUUAUUGAUAAGCAAUUGACUUCACUGCUUCUCUUUGUAUAAUGGUCUGGAUGGUUCACUUAGAUGUUUUCCUUCAAAUAAUCUGCAAGAAGACCACCCUACUGAAAGUGAAUAAGUCACAGUUGGAUGCUAUUUGCACAUGGAGGGGAUUUAUAUUCUACUGAAAGUAUUUUCUGGUAACGAGAAGAGAUUAUCCUGCUUUAAAAAAAAUAAAUUGCUUACCCGGGUUAAAUGGGAUCAUUUUGGCAAACCUCCGCAAAACAGUCUUGCUCUGUAGGAAAUUUUACACUUGCUCUUCACCUUUAAUUAACAUGAUUGAUAAUAACCGCUUUAUUAAAAACCAAAGGGAACCAUCCCUUAGGCACAGCAAAUUCAUUAGUCGGAGGCGGAAGCGCUCCCUCUUUUUAAUUAUGUCCGUUUCUCAAGCCUUCUGUUAUGUUUGAGGUGUCAUCUGGUUUUGCCUUAACUGCACAAAUGUAUAUAAUGAUGAUAGAUAUUGUGGGCACAGUCCAGCCAAAGUGAAGCAUUUAAUGCCCAAACGGAGGGCAGCAGGAGGGAUUUCAACUCAUGUUUAAUUCUUCUGUUGGAGUCAAAGGGACUUUAGGACGUGCUUUGACUUAGGCUGGGGGGGGGGGGGUACCUCAUCUGUUUAGCAAAUAUUCAGUCCAAAUAGCCGGUACCUGAAUUUGGUGCAAUAUCUUUUCUGUCUCUUUGUAAAGGCCAUAUGAAUCCAUAAAUUUAUUUAUUAUGUUGCUGUUACAUAAUAAAAAUUAAUAUAUGUUAGUGUAA
Molecule: messenger RNA, 2468 nt
Organism: Sphaerodactylus townsendi
Lineage: Eukaryota; Metazoa; Chordata; Lepidosauria; Squamata; Sphaerodactylidae
Gene: CBLN4
Product: cerebellin 4 precursor
Exons: 4
Coding region: 623-1309 (228 amino acids)
Molecular function (GO): protein binding
Source: RefSeq, a predicted model, not a curated record